GCGGGCCGGGCUGGCCAGAGCUCGGGGCAGAGACGCACCCCAGGAGCUGGCCGUCUACAUCCCGCAAGCACCAGCCGCGCUGCCGAACUAUGAGCCGGAGGAGUCGUUUGCUCCGGUUCCCGCUGCUCCUGCUGCUGCUGCUGCUGCAGCCGCCCCAGGUCCUGCCCGCGGAUUCCCGGGCCCCCGCGCCGGUGAAUCCAUGCUGUUACUACCCAUGCCAACACCAGGGGAUCUGUGUCCGCUUCGGCCUUGACCGCUACCAGUGUGACUGCACCCGCACGGGAUAUUCUGGCCCCAACUGCACCAUCCCUGAGCUAUGGACCUGGCUCCGGAAUUCACUGCGACCCAGCCCUGCUUUCCUCCACUUCCUGCUGACACACGGGCGCUGGUUCUGGGAGUUUGUCAAUGCCACUUUCAUCCGAGACAUGCUCAUGCGCCUGGUACUCACAGUGCGUUCCAACCUUAUCCCCAGCCCUCCCACCUACAACAUAGCACAUGACUACAUCAGCUGGGAGUCCUUCUCCAACGUGAGCUAUUAUACUCGUAUUCUGCCCUCCGUGCCCCAAGACUGCCCCACGCCCAUGGGAACCAAAGGGAAGAAGCAGUUGCCAGAUGCCCAGAUUCUGGGCCAUCGCUUCCUGCUCAGGAGGAAGUUCAUACCUGACCCCCAAGGAACCAACCUCAUGUUCGCCUUCUUUGCACAACACUUCACCCACCAAUUCUUCAAAACUUCUGGCAAGAUGGGUCCUGGCUUCACCAAGGCCUUGGGACACGGGGUAGAUCUCGGCCACAUUUAUGGGGACAACCUGGAACGUCAGUAUCAGCUGCGGCUCUUUAAGGAUGGGAAACUCAAAUACCAGGUGCUGCACGGAGAGAUGUACCCGCCAUCGGUGGAGGAGGCGCCGGUGUUGAUGCACUACCCACGAAACAUUCCACCCCAGAGCCAGAUGGCUGUGGGUCAGGAGGUGUUUGGGCUGCUUCCCGGGCUCAUGCUCUAUGCCACGCUCUGGCUGCGUGAGCACAACCGCGUGUGUGACCUGCUGAAGGCUGAGCACCCCACCUGGGGUGAUGAGCAACUCUUCCAGACGGCCCGCCUCAUCCUUAUCGGGGAGACCAUCAAGAUUGUGAUUGAGGAGUAUGUGCAGCAGUUGAGCGGUUACUUCCUGCAGCUGAAGUUUGACCCAGAGCUGCUGUUCGGCGUCCAGUUCCAGUACCAAAACCGCAUUGCCAUGGAGUUCAACCAGCUGUACCACUGGCACCCGCUCAUGCCUGACUCCUUCAAGGUGGGCUCCCGGGAGUACAGCUACGAGCAGUUCCUGUUCAACACCUCCAUGCUGGUGGACUAUGGGGUCGAGGCCCUGGUGGACGCCUUCUCUCGCCAGAGAGCUGGCCGGAUUGGUGGAGGUAGGAACAUGGACCACCAUGUCUUGCAUGUGGCUGUCGAUGUCAUCAAGGAAUCCCGUGAGCUGCGGCUGCAGCCCUUCAAUGAAUACCGCAAGAGGUUCGGCCUGAGACCCUACACGUCCUUUCAGGAGCUCACAGGAGAGAAGGAGAUGGCAGCCGAGUUGGAGGAGCUGUAUGGAGACAUCGAUGCCUUGGAGUUCUUCCCGGGGCUGCUUCUGGAGAAGUGCCAUCCAAAUUCCAUCUUUGGGGAGAGUAUGAUAGAAAUUGGGGCCCCCUUUUCUCUCAAGGGCCUCCUAGGGAAUCCCAUCUGUUCUCCAGAGUAUUGGAAGCCAAGCACAUUUGGUGGUGAGAUGGGCUUCAGUAUGGUCAAGACAGCCACGCUGAAGAAGUUGGUCUGCCUCAACACCAAGACUUGUCCCUACGUUUCCUUCCAUGUGCCCGACCCCCGCCAGGAUGAUGGGCCUGGUGUGGAGCGGCCAUCUACAGAGCUCUGAGGGGGGAGAGCAGCACUCUUGGGGGGUGGACUUUGUGCUGGUCAUCCCAGAAAGUUGGGGCCAGGGUUGUUGAAAGUCUUAAAUGUUGGGUAUCUGGUUUGGCAUUGAGAGUAUGAAGGUCAACAUUUAGAACUUUGUGUCUCUCACCCAUUAUCUGGAAUAUUGUGGUCUUGUUUAUUCUAAAUGCUGAAUUAUUGAUUGACCAUCCAGAAUGUUAGGAGCGAUUCUUAUUUGGCAUCCCAGAACACCGGGUUCCUGGUUGAUGACCUAGAAUGUCAGAUUUCUGGUUGAAUUGGAACAUAGGCAUUCUGAAAUGUGGAGCUCCUGAUGAAAUCAUCUAGAAAGUUAGGGAUUCUCAUUUUGCAUUCUAGAAUUCUGGGUGGCCCUCCAGAAUGUUGAGUUUCCAAAUGGCAAUUCAGAAUGUUGUGCUCCUGGUUGCUGAUCCAGAAUGGUGACUGGUAUGCCAGAUCAGUCUUGAUCUGAAUAUCUAGAAUGGUGAUUUGAUUCAUUUUCCUGUUCGGUAAGAUAUCCACAGAGCAGGAGAAUAUAUGGUCUAAGGUCUAACAAGAAUGCAUUUCCCAACUCUGUGCCUGCACUGAGGGGGCAAGGAAGUAGGGUGUUCUUAGGACCCCAACUUAGACCCUGGUCCAAGGAGGGAGAACAGGUGGGCUCUUUCCAGGCCAUUGGUUGGAAGCCACCAGAGUUCUAUCGCCAUCCAUGUCUUGACUCAUGGAAGCUGUUUCUCAUGAAGCUAAUAAAAGUCUUUUUCCAAAUUGCCUGCUAUGUAUCACUUUUCAUCCCAUUUCCAGAAGCAGAGGUGAUACUGGUGUGGCCUUUCUCCUAGUUGCAAGCUUGAUGGGCAGGUCUUGAGACCUUCCACUAGGGCUCCUGGAGCCUGUCAUCACCUAGCUUUUCCACCACCGAUCUCCAUUUCCCACUGUGGGUCAGGCGUUGUCCCUUCCAGGCUGCUCUCCUGAAAUCCACAACUCCCCAGCCCCAGGAGACAGAGCAUUCAGUACCCACCAUCUGAUUAGAAUAAUUUCCUUCCUUACAAAGAAUACAAGGGCAGAGACGAGGGCAUCUGGGGAGGACAGCACUUACUUUGUGCCAAUUUCCCACAUUAACUUCUCAUUUAUUCUUACCCAAGAGUAUGAAGUACGUGGCAUAAUCCUCGUUUCAAAAAUGAGGAAACCGAGACUCAGGAUGGUCAAGUGACAUGCCUCACAGGUGCCAGAGCCAGACCAGGACCCAGGUCUGGCUGGAUCUGGAGUUGGGCUCUUCCCCCAUCCAAAUUCCUCUUUCUUCCUGAUUUAACUCAGUUCCAGGCCUGAUCUUGCCUCUCUGGCUCAGGGUCAGAGGCAGAAGGUGGGGUAACAUACUACAUGCUAUGCUUUCAGUCACAUUGAUUUUGCUAAGUGCUUACUACACAUCAGUCACUGCUACAGGCUUAGGGCUAUUAGCAGUGAUUGAGACAGACAAGGCUUUUGUCGGUGUGGAGCUCACAUUCCACUGGGGCUAGAGCAGAUGAUAAGAAAAUAAUGAAAUAAGACAAAGGCAAGGUGAGUAUGCUUUCCCUUCUAACCCAUACUACUCUGCCUUCCCUUGCUUGGCUCCUAAGACUUGAGACCCUUUCCCAGCCACAUAGACCACCCACUCCGCUUGGCUAGCCAGGAGAGGACAGGGCAGAGGGGAAAGGUAAGAGAUUAGGAAAGUUCCUUCAUUCUCCUCACUUUGGGCUUAGAGUUCUUUGGGAAAAACAAUGGCCCAGAAACAAAGGGGGAAAAUGGGAUCCCUGGGGCUGGGCUUCCUGUCUUACAGUCCAGAAAGCCCUUGUUUCUCCUUAGUUGGCUGGGGACUGCUUAAGCCAUUCCUUCCUGGUCCUGUUGAAUGCAAAGAAUGCAAUCAGCUCCCCCCAGUUGCUCUGAUGAUCAGGGAUCUUUCGGCUGCUAGAAGUGUGCGUGAAAUGGCUGUCUUGUCUUUGCUUACCUGGUAUUUAUUUCCCCUCUUUGCUAAUAACCUUACUUUGCCUGAGAAUCUUCACCCUCUCUUUAAUUCCACUUUUGGUGGCUCUAUCAUGGCCAGGGUUUGGGUCUGUGAAUCAGUCCUGGCCAAUCAGACACCCUCUCCUUAUAAACUGGCCCCUGAAUGGAGUUACAUAGAGAUUGAAACAACCCACUGAUUCAUUCCCCACAGCUGGGCUCAGAAAGAUUGUCCCUUAGUUCUUGCUUCCAAGGUCACUAGGGAAGCCUGAGUUCCUGCCCUUCUCAAGACCUUAGCUUUUCCUUCCAUCCUGGGGGCUGCUCCAUGAAUUCCUCUUUCACUUAAGUUGGUCAGAGUUCAUGUCUAUUGCUUGCAGCCAAACCUUAAUGGCUGUUGGCCUGAAAUGGUAGAAGCACUAUGAUGUUCUGAAAGGAAUUUUAAUUGAGGGAGACACAAUCAGUCUAGUGUUUUAGAAAGAGCACUGUGGUGCCAGGUGGGCAAGAGAGUAGAGCAGGAAGGACCAAAGGCUGGAAGAAUGGGGAGGAGGCUGUGGCCAUGGUCCAGCUGAGAGAUGACAGCAGUUGGAGCCAGGUGGAGGGAUGUGCGGUUGGGAGGGUGGGAUGGCUUCUGGGGAUAGACUUCUCUUGAAUGCAGGUACCUUAGGUGGACUUUGUUCUGUACAGACAACUGUGUGUGAAAUUUUUGCAUGUAGAAACAUAUGUCAAAUACAUCAAGGAAACUCCUUCAGAGUGAAGCCUCUUAAUGCUCAUAAAAAUGAAUGUUCAUUCCUGGAAUCUUGAUCUGGUAGGUAUGAUGGUUAGUUUUAUGUGUCAGCUUGGCUGGGCUACAGUACUCAUUUAAUCAGACACUAAUCAAGGUGUGGCCAUGAAGGUAUUUUGCAACCAUGGUUAACAUCUACAAUCAGUUGACUUUAAGCAAAGAUUACCCUGAUAACAUGGCUGGGCCUCAUCUACUUAGCUGAAAGGUAUUAAGAGUAAAAAGUGAGGUUCUCCAAGAGAAGAGAAAAUUCUGCUUCAAGAAUAGAGCUUCAAUUCCUGCUUGAGUUUGCAGCCAGACAUAUGGAUUUCAGACUUGAUGAAGUAUGAACCAAUUCCUAAAGACAAAGCCAUCUAUAUCUAUCUAUCUAUCUAUCUAUCAUCUAUCUAUCUAUCAUUGGCAUCAUCAUCAAUCUAUCACCUCCUAUUGCUUCUGUUUCUCUAGAGAACCCAGUGGGUAAUUCACUCAGGGCUCUCAGUGCAAACAAAAGAACUCCCUCCUGCCUGUUUUUAGCAGGAAGGAAUUUAUUAUGGGUCACUGCACAGCUCAUGGAACCAUUGGCAGGACCAGAGAAUUAGGCUCAGAGGCUAAUUCAGUGGCUCCUGGUCCAGUAAAGAUGCCUCUGCUCCUGCCACUGGACACAGGCAUCUCAGAUUGCACCUCUGUUGCCAAAACUCUACUGUUGCUGCCCCUGAAACCUGGCAGCUUCUACAGCCACCUCCGCCAGAAAGUGGAUUCGUUCUGCAUGGUGCCUGCUUCCCCACUUUCCUCUGCUUAGAAUUAAAGUCAUUUGUGUUUCGUGUCUGAUUAGUGGGGCCUAGCACCCAUGCCUGCACUCCAGCUCCAAGAAAGGGUGGGAAAGUGAGUUUUCUGGCUUGCACUUUGGGGAGGAGGGACAUAUAAUAUGGGAAAUAUAGGAAGGGUGUUCCAUGGGGGACAUGGAAGUUCUACCUAAGUGGAUCUGAGUAUUCUUAGGUCUGUUUUGCCUCUGUGGACCCUAGCCCUAGAAUACUACAAAGAAAAACACAGUGGCACCACUGUCGACCUGGCAGCAGCUCAAUGUAAUUGUAAGCAAAGCACGCAAGAAGUGAAAUUCCAGAAGUACCGAACAGUAGAGGUGCAAAGACACCUGGUGCACCUAGGUGCAAAGAAUACACGCAGUCCACUUGUUCUAAUACCACUUGAGUAAAAGGUGUCAAAAAUGUCAGAUAUGCCCACAACCCACUUUCCUGCUUAAUCAUGCUUUUCCUAUAAAAAUGGACUUUAAACUAAAAUAGUUUUGUGUGAAUGACAGUAAAGAAUAUUAAAACUUCAAUGAUGCUUUUAUAGAGCACUCUUAUGGGAACUACAAUAA
This is a messenger RNA of Panthera uncia (snow leopard), 6009 nucleotides long. It is a transcript of the gene PTGS1, whose product is annotated as prostaglandin-endoperoxide synthase 1. The coding region runs from base 90 to 1898 and encodes 602 amino acids. Gene Ontology annotation, molecular function: peroxidase activity; prostaglandin-endoperoxide synthase activity; heme binding. Lineage: Eukaryota; Metazoa; Chordata; Mammalia; Carnivora; Felidae. The record is from RefSeq and is a predicted model, not a curated record. Gene Ontology annotation, cellular component: cytoplasm; neuron projection. Gene Ontology annotation, biological process: response to oxidative stress; cyclooxygenase pathway. The transcript has 11 exons.